AAUUGGUGAAGGGAGACCGCCGGGAGCCGCAAAUAGUGCAAUAGUUCUCUCUUGCAUAAAAAUUUUGUUGAACAAUCAUGUUGGACUUUUACUAUAUGCUCUACUCGUCACCCUGCCGGUCAAUCCUGAUGACUGCUCAGGCCUUGGGAUUGGAGCUGAACAAGAAGCAGGUGGACCUGGAUGCUGGUGAUCAUCUGAAGCCGGAAUUCAUCAAGAUCAACCCUCAGCAUACUAUUCCAACUCUGGUGGAUGGUGAUUUUGCCAUCUGGGAAUCGAGGGCUAUCCUGCUUUAUUUGGUGGAGAAAUACGACAAGGAUGGCUCUCUGUAUCCCAAGGAUCUCAAGGAGAGGGCCGUGAUCAAUCAACGCCUGUUCUUCGAUCUGGGAACUUUGUACCAAAGCUACGUCUAUUACUACUAUCCCCAGUUGUUCGAGGAUGUGAAGAAACCAGCUGAUCCUGAGAAUCUCAAGAAGAUCGAUGCAGCUUUUGCUAGUUUCAACACUCUUCUGGAAGGCCAGCAGUAUGCCGCCCUCAACAGAUUGACCUUGGCUGACUUUGCCCUUUUGGCCACCGUUUCGACUUUUGAAAUAUCGGAAUAUGACUUUGGGAAAUAUCCGAAUGUGGUGAGGUGGUACGAUAAUGCCAAGAAGGUGAUUCCCGGUUGGGAGGAGAACUGGGAAGGCUGCGAGUACUACAAGAAAUUGUAUCUGGGUGGCAUUUUGAACAAAAGAUUCCUCAACCGCAAAAUGGACUUAUACUACAGACCCGGAUCUGCCCCCUGUCGCUCUGUUCUGAUGACAGCCAAGGCCUUGGGUGUGGAGUUCGAUAAGGAGACGAUUAUCAACACUCGUGCCGGGGAGCAAUUCAAGCCGGAAUAUCUGAAGAUCAACCCCCAGCACACUAUACCCACUCUGCAUGACAAUGGAUUUGCUUUGUGGGAGUCGCGUGCCAUCAUGGUUUAUCUGGUGGAGAAGUACGGCAAGGACGACAAGCUCUUUCCCAAGGAUGUCCAGAAGCAGGCGUUGAUCAACCAGCGCUUUUACUUUGAUAUGGGCACCCUCUAUAAGAGCUUCUCGGAGUACUAUUACCCUCAGAUUUUCUUAAAGAAGCCUGCCAAUGAGGAGAGCUACAAGAAGAUCGAAGUUGCCUUUGAGUUUCUGAAUACCUUCUUGGAGGGACAGACCUACACCGCAGGAGAGGAUUACAGUCUCGCUGAUAUCGCCUUCUUGGCCACCGUCUCCACUUUUGAUGUGGCUGGCUUUGAUUUUAAGCGAUAUUCUAACGUGGCCCGAUGGUACGAACAGGCCAAGAAACUCACUCCCGGUUGGGAGGAUAACUGGGCUGGAUGCCAGGAGUUCCGUAAAUACUUUGAUAACUAAUUUUUAGUGUUCCUACCUAUAGUUAUACUACUGUACUUAUAAAGUGUUCUAAAAACAAAUUCAAUAAAUAUAAAAAAUACUCUAAA
Molecule: messenger RNA, 1465 nt
Organism: Drosophila eugracilis
Lineage: Eukaryota; Metazoa; Arthropoda; Insecta; Diptera; Drosophilidae
Exons: 3
Coding region: 78-1379 (433 amino acids)
Biological process (GO): glutathione metabolic process
Molecular function (GO): glutathione transferase activity
Source: RefSeq, a predicted model, not a curated record